Paramecium pentaurelia is the source of this 567-nucleotide messenger RNA. The record is from the annotation of a GenBank genome assembly. NCBI's taxonomy places the organism in Eukaryota, Ciliophora, Oligohymenophorea, Peniculida, Parameciidae.
AUGAUUGAAUAACCAGAUAUAUUUAAUGAUGAUCAAGCAUAUAAAAAAUAUUUAGAAAUAAAAGAUUAGACAGAAAGAGAAAAGAAAGCAAGAGUGGAUAAAAUUUUAGAUGAUUAUUGUUAUCGAUAAUUAAAUUUACCAGCAGCUGAGUAUAGAAGUUAGUAAACAGAUUUAAUCUACAGACCAUAACAUUAUCCAGUUGAAUUAGUUCAUCCUGAAAGAGUACAUUAUACAUCUUAAUUUGUUGGUUUCAAUCAAUAAUCAAACUAUUAAUAAAGAAGAUAAAAAGCUAUGAAUAGAGUUCCUUAAUAGGUUCAAUAUUAUUAUCCUCCUUCAAAUCCAUUUUUAUAAAAUGCAUAAUAGACUCUUAAUUAACAAUAGUUAUUACCUAGUUUAAGUUUAUAAUAAGGGAAUCUUGGUUAUAAUUAAUAAUUAAUGACUUAAUCAACUCCUUAAAUUGUAUAUUAGAAUGAUGCAAAGUCAGAUUUUUUAAGAAAAUGUGAUAAUUUAUAGAAUAGAAUGGAUUACAAUCUUAGAAAUGUUGACAAAUUUUACUAAUAUUAUUGA